AUGCCGCGGAUCAUCUUCCUCGGCGUGGAAGGCGAGAACGAGAGCCAAAAUGCCGUCGUCGGCCUCGAUCAGACUGUCAUCAACUCCUAUCCAAAAUUCAUCUUCUUCACGAAGAAGAGCGGCGCCGCAGCGGACGACGACGUAUGCUUGAUUUUCUUGUCGAAGUAUAGGGAAUCGGAGAUGCUACGGAUGCUGCCGGAUUUCAGGCACUACUUCCACGUGAUGUGCAUGGAUGCGUGGCUGAAGCUCAACGCGUCGUGCCCCGUUUGCAGGAGUUCGCAGCUCCCGACGCUGCUAUCGAUGCCGCUACAGUAA
Messenger RNA from Salvia splendens (bonfire salvia), 315 nucleotides. Its product is annotated as RING-H2 finger protein ATL67. Gene Ontology annotation, biological process: protein ubiquitination. The transcript has a single exon. NCBI's taxonomy places the organism in Eukaryota, Viridiplantae, Streptophyta, Magnoliopsida, Lamiales, Lamiaceae. The coding region runs from base 1 to 315 and encodes 104 amino acids. Gene Ontology annotation, molecular function: transferase activity. The record is from RefSeq and is a predicted model, not a curated record.